Molecule: messenger RNA, 564 nt
Organism: Striga asiatica
Lineage: Eukaryota; Viridiplantae; Streptophyta; Magnoliopsida; Lamiales; Orobanchaceae
Source: the annotation of a GenBank genome assembly
AUGACUGACAAUGCCGAUGAAAAAGCCGAUCUGGAAGGAGCCACAUCCGAUCAGCCUAUAAGUGAUUGUAAAGUUACCCGAAGUCGUACGAGCUUGGCGUUACUGCAACAGAGCGGCACACCUACGAGUGAUAACGUGCCAGAAGAUCUAGGGGGUAAGAGACAUCGGGAGGAAACGGACCCUGAUGGUGAUGGCGUGAAGAGUACAAAAGUGCCCUCACGGAAAGCGAGCCAUCCCUUGAGUGAUGGUUUGGGUGGCGAUGUCCCUCAGCCUCGUCUGAACGAGAUCACAGACACUCAGCAUGAUAAGGGCAAGAUUGAACUGUUGUUCUACGUGGACAGGUCCGUGCGAUUGGCUGCACGAGUUUUCCCGACAUUUAAAUUGUGGAACAAUGAGCUGUUAAGAGUUAGAGAGCGUGAUGAGAUUAGAUCGGGUGCAUUCGGAAGAGGCUUUAUUGAUAAAGAAAUGUGUGUGGUUGAUGAUAGCCGUCAGUCGGAUACUGUUGUACUUGCAUCCAACGAGGAUAUUACCGGGGUUAUGGAAGGACACAGUGUACAAUUGUAA